Molecule: messenger RNA, 12343 nt
Organism: Haplochromis burtoni (Burton's mouthbrooder)
Lineage: Eukaryota; Metazoa; Chordata; Actinopteri; Cichliformes; Cichlidae
Product: EGF-like repeat and discoidin I-like domain-containing protein 3
Exons: 10
Coding region: 364-1674 (436 amino acids)
Molecular function (GO): calcium ion binding
Source: RefSeq, a predicted model, not a curated record
GUUUGACAGUAGUCGUCCGGCAGCACCGAGUGAGCGCACACGUCGCUCUCUCCACUACAUCGCACCACUGCGGUAGGAGCGCGGAGGCAGCAGCAGAGGAGUGCCCGGCAGGCACAGUUCACUUGUUCCUGCAGGACAAAAUCCAGGUGGCGAGUCUCUCACUCUGUCUCUCUGUGUCUCCCUCUCUGCCGACUUUAUCACAGCGCAAGACUUUACCUGAGAGGACAUAGUCAUAUAGCAACAGCUCUCAGGGUAACCCUCACAGUCCAGCCGGAGCAAAGGAAGGAGAAGUUUGGGCUAUUGCCACGCGAUUUUACCCACAGCUCCGUAACCUUGGAAGUCGGACCUGAUUAUUGUGAGAGGAUGGGACCGCUACUCCUUUCCGUCGCCCUGUGCUUGAGCGCCGCUGUCCCACAGCGUGUGAAAGCAGCAGAUGGUGAGGAACCAACUUCAGCAGGUCCUUGCCACCCAAACCCUUGCCACAACAGAGGAACGUGUGAGAUCAGUGAGACCUACAGGGGUGAUACCUUCAUUGGUUAUGUGUGCAAGUGUCUACCAGGUUUCAGUGGAGUUCACUGCCAACACAAUAUUAACGAAUGCGAAAGGGACCCGUGUAAGAAUGGGGGCAUUUGCACAGAUCUGGUUGCCAACUAUUCCUGUGAAUGUCCAGGAGAAUACAUGGGGAGGAACUGUCAAUACAAAUGCUCUGGCCCACUGGGCAUGGAGGGCGGUAUAAUCUCCAACCAACAGAUAACGGCCUCUUCUACCCACCGUGCUCUCUUUGGCCUACAGAAGUGGUACCCGUACUUUGCAAGGCUCAACAAGAAGGGGCUGGUCAAUGCCUGGACUGCAGCCGAAAAUGACAGAUGGCCAUGGAUCCAGAUAAACCUGCAGAGGAGAAUGAGGGUCACAGGCCUAAUUACCCAGGGUGCAAAGCGUAUCGGCAGCCCAGAGUACGUCAAGUCUUACAAAGUAGCCUACAGUGAUGACGGGAAGACCUGGAGAACAUACAAAGUCAAGGGCAAAGAUGAGGAUAUGAUUUUCAGAGGAAAUGUCGAUAACAACGCUCCAUCAGCCAACUCCUUCACCCCUCCCAUUGAAGCCCAGUACGUGCGCAUUUACCCCCAAGUCUGCAGGAGGCACUGUACUUUACGCAUGGAGCUGCUCGGUUGUGAGCUAACAGGCUGUUCUGAACCACUGGGUAUGAAGUCAGGCCAUAUCCAGGACUAUCAGGUCACAGCCUCCAGCAUCUUCAGGACGCUCAACAUGGACAUGUUCACUUGGGAGCCUGGGAAAGCCCGUUUAGACAAGCAGGGCAAGGUCAACGCUUGGACAGCUGGUCAUAGCGACCAGUCGCAGUGGCUACAGGUGGACUUGCUUGUGCCAACCAAGGUGACAGGUAUCAUCACCCAGGGAGCGAAAGACUUCGGCCAUGUCCAGUUUGUUGGCUCAUAUAAAGUCGCUUUCAGUAAUGAUGGAGAGCAGUGGAAUGUAUAUCAAGAUGAGAAGCAGGGCAAGGACAAGGUAUUCCAAGGGAACUUUGACAACGACACACACAGAAAGAACGUGAUAGACCCGCCUAUCUACGCUCGGUUCAUUCGGAUCCUUCCCUGGUCGUGGUACGGCAGGAUCACUUUGCGUGUAGAAAUACUCGGAUGCACAGAGGAAGAGUAAACCCUUUCCUUCAUCUGUCUGCCCAUCGCCCCUUGUCCCUUGGCAUACUGGAGUGUCUCACAAAGUACUUCAGAAAUAAACUGUGCAACCUGUAAAAAGAAAUUGAUUUCCAAUGGAUUUUUCAAGAGUAUGCGUUGGUUGUGAUGGGUUGCUGUUUGUUCUUUUGUACAAUGAUUUAAAACCUGCCCCUGCCCCUGUUUGUCCUUUUGUUUUUCCUAUUUAAAGCGUGAUCUUUGUCUUUUUAUUCCUCUCAAGAUUUGCCAUCCUGUUUGGAAUGAACUUCUAUAAUAUAUAUAUGGGAGGGGUGGGUUUGGGGGUGGUGUCAGAAAGGGAGUCUCCCUGUGGUUUUAACUUGUUGCCAUAGAAGCUAUUGUACAGUGUCACUUUUUAACAAAUGUGUGAAAUCUGUCUGUUGUGCUUCAUUGGACAUGAUUAACCAGCGUCAUGCCAUGACUAAACUGUCUAAAUGAUCAUGUAGAUGACAUGUUAUCUCAUCAUCAAAUGUGUUUUUACUUUGAAUACAGCACCUCCUCAAGCCAUGCCUUUUCCCUAAUGGACACUGGCAUUACAGCAUCAAUCAAAACACUGCUAAAGCUCUUGUAUUAUAUGUAAAAGACUAAGAAAUUGCAUGGUGCGUGAACUAUAAAUAUAUAUUAUGAGAAAUCAUUUAAAACCUCCAGCCCUGAAAGCAAAUGGAUUUGAUUUAGAGACCUAUUUUUAUGUGCAUUUUUAAAUAGUUCUGAAACAUUACAACACACUGCAAAAGCUUAAUAAAGAUGACUGAUACGUGAGACAAAAAGCAAGCGCUGCAGUUUAAAGUGGUUCUGCAGCACUGACACUGAGGCUUAUAAGGUUGUAUGUAGUUGAAAUGUUAGCUCACAUUUUUUUAACAUUCGAUUAUUGCUAGAUGUAAGAUUAUUUGCUAUUAUUGUUUGUUUGCCAUUUUGCAUUUAUUUUAUUUUGUUUGCUUUUUCAAUCUCAGCUGUUAGAUUCACAACAUGUUUUUAAUGUCCUCGUGUUGUCUUGGAGAUCUAAGUCAAAUCAAUUAAAAAAGCUCAGGAUAGAUGUGAUCCAUAUUAACCCACAGCGCAUAUUUUUGGCCUCCUAGUUGAAGAUUUCUGUGUUAUUAUUUAAAGAAAAUACCACGUGAGUGAAAGUAAUUAUUGAAAUCAUCCAUAUAUGCAUAACUCAAACGCUGAAAGCAGUUUCUUAAUAUCCUUAAUUUCUUUGACUUGAUAAGUGAAAACCUUUAAUUAAUUUCCUCAUUUUCAAAAGACAGGAAAAUUGCUCGUAUUACUAUCGUCAUCUCAGACCUACAAUGACCAGAGUGACAGAACAGAGCUGUAAAUUAAUUAUGGAAAUGGAAUAAUAAGCUUUUAUUAAAAUACUGGAUUAAAGUAUAGGAAUAAAAUAUUAAAAUGCUUAUAUGUGUUUCCACUGUUGCUCUCUGCAUUUUCAAAUGGUUGCAGGUUGCUAAACAUAUUUAAAGACUUGCAGUUUUUACUGUAUGGCUUCUCUUGUUGGCUACAUCUGCAGUAAAUGAACAGCAAUGUUUAGCCAGUUAAAUAAAUGGAAGCAAACAAACCCUGAGGUAUUGCAGUAGUGUCAGAGCUUGUGGGCCUGUAUCGGACCUGGAUUGCUCAAGGGUUUUCCACUCUUGGCUAGUUUUUCCAAAGCUCUCUAGUGCAACAAUAAAAUCCAAAAGGAGCCACUUCCGCUUUUAUACUUCAUGUUUCACUUCAGCCUUGUCAGCUUUCAGGCCCAUAACAAACCCUUCAUUUUAUAUUUUCAGAAUCUAGUUCUGAAAAAGAAAGUGAGAAAUUUACAGGAAUUCUGUACUGAAAUAACUGCAUCAGCCUUUAACAGAUAUUUUGAUGGCAUGAAUGAAUAAAAAUAAAAAUCCUUUAACAUUAUUUUUUAACUUAAUUCUGCAAUGUGAAAUGAUGAAAAGUACAGAAAGACAUCAUGAAUGCUUCGAGACAAAAGGUAAAAAGUCUGAAAUUAAAAAAACAAAACCUAACAAUGAAGUUACCUAACAACCAAGCAUAGGCAGUAGUGUAGGUUUGGUAAAUGGCAGUGUGAUAUGAUAUAGUAUGCUAUAAUGGACCGGAUGUGUGUUAAGAUGUUAUUUAAGUGUUACGUAUUUGUGUAAGUAACAUCGAAAGUCUGCUGUAGAUUACCUAUGUGUUUCUUUUUCUUUGUCUUUGGAGUGAACUGGUGACUCCAUUGACACUUCAUAGGUUCAUGAUCACAGGACACACAUAAGUAUACGAGUAUCUCUUGUAUAUUUUACAUAUUCGCUGUGAUUCUUUAUCGACAAGUAUCAAGUAUUUCCAAGAUCUGCUCCAGUUUGUCUUUGUAGUUAAUUUGUCGUGAGCAUUUAUGACAAAGCAGGUGUGCUGCAAAGCUUUGUGGAAUUUUGCAUGAUGAUUUGAAGCGUACAGUACAACAAGGAUGUCCACAGGCACAUUGUGUUCUUGCAUAUCAUAAAGAUCUAAUAGCCUUUACUUUGUAUUCACCAUCAGUUGUCUUGUGCAUUGUAAAACUGAAGCAUCUCACGGGUCCAAACGGGGAAAAAAAUAGAAACUCAUCAUGUCUUUGUAUUUCAGUGUCAACUGUUCACAUAUUAUUUCUUACUUCCUCAAUCUCACUGUCACCCACUAUCUAGAAAAUGUACCCAUCAUAAUAAUAGUUAGGUUCAAGCCUGCAGAGGAGAAUCUAAAACUCUGUACAGUGGAAAAAAAAAGACAUUGCUUCAAAACAAAAAGUUCUUUCAGUUUGACAAAUAAAAACAUAUCUGUGAAAAUGAUACGUUUGCUUUGUGUUUUUUGAAAUCUUUGAUGCCAUUGAUAUUACUUUAGUAGGAAACAUAAUAGCUUCAAAAAAAGAGUUUCCCACCUUUCUAAAGGCUGGGAACGCAGCAUCCACACAGUGGAGCACACAAGUAUUUCAGAGAGAGAAAGUUAUCUUUGCUUUUUAUGUUUUCUUUUUCAUUUUAGCAUCAUAAGUCUUUUGCUGUUUCACUGUUGUUACAAAAUUAGUUCAAUUUCAAACUUCUUUCAAUAGCCACAGCGCAACAGCCUUUUUUCCCAGGAUGUGUACUAUUUCACAAAGACACACACAUACAAUGAGUUAUACAGUGAGUACCCCUUAUGUCAAGGAUAAGACUAAAUGCCUAUGUGGAAAAUAAAGAUUUGUUAGUGUAAUUGUCAGCUGUGAACGGACUGGUUUAUGAUUUGUGACAAACAAUUAAGUCUCAAGGUUCAGCAAACUGCAUACAUACAAUUCCAUUAAAUAAAAACCCAAUCACUAACUGAGUGUACAAUAUAUAUCCAGGCUUUUUGAUGCCAUUUUAGCUAAAAACAAUGAAAUAUUAUUAUUAUAUUAUAUCAUUAGUUAUAAUUUAAUGUUUUUGGAAAUGCUUUUUUGGUCACUAUGUAGCCAGUAUUCCUGUAUUAGUAUUAAUAGCAACCUCUUGCAUAGUCUGCAAAUAUGGAAACAAUUCAAAUGCUUACCAGCACAAACAUUACGAAUUCUUAGGAUAUUUAAACAAGGCAUAUUCCAGGCAACUACUUUUCCAUUUCACUGAAAUCCAAGAAAAAAAGUUAGACCAGUCGAUUUGUCAGAAAACUCUAAGAAAACACUGACAUUGAGCAAAAGAUGGGCAAAGUUAAAUACUGGCCAAAUAAAUAUUGUGUAUUUUAAGAGCUGUAUGAUAUUAUUACUUGCUUUCCUCGUUAGGCUUUUAAUGUUUUAAAUGUUGAUCAAAUAUACAUGUUGCAAUUGCAUGUUGCAAUUGCCAGCCAGGGCAGCAAAAAUGUUGACUAUUCACACGUCCCCAGUUCAAACAUUUUGAUAGCUGUUUCCAGUAUAUAAUUAUAUAUUUAGACUUGAUACCAACUACUAAUAAAUAACUAAUCUGGGUAACUCUACAUGGAUACCAAUUAACUGGUAGUAUCUAAUAUUAUGGUACAAAACAAUUAUUAGUAACAAAAAAAAUAAAUUGCAGUAACAAGUUACAAUGGGUAUGACAUGAAGCUGCUGAGCUAGCUGUUUCCAUCCUCAGGGUUCAGUUUACAGUACAAUCAUUGCACCUAUUCGUCCAAUUUUUGGCAUUACUGCCUUUGCUGUUUUCGUUGUACCAGCAGCUACAGUUUUGGAGGAAUGUUUCAGAGUUGACACCAGCUGACAGUAGCAGUACAAACUUUGAUCACUCCCACUCAGCAUGCAGCAGCAACAAAUGCAGCACCACAAUCACAGAGCUACCCGAGCGGCAUAAGACCAGCACAUCCAUGAGUAACAUGGUAAUCAUUAGUGAAGACCUUGUGCUGCUAUAUGGCCAUAAAAAUCAUCGACAGACAUCAGUAUUAAAAGCAUCAUCCUUUUUCUUUGCCAAGGUUGAUGACUUUGACUGGAUUUUUCAUACCUUAUAGAAUUUUACAGUUUAAAAAUACUUGUUGUAAUUUGUGAUGCCUCCAUUUAAACCAAAGAAUAAUUAUGUUUCUGCUCCCAUUUCUUGUCCUCUGUUGCCUUGCUGUUUCCUGAAAGAAACAUGUGCAUUGGACCUACUCAUGCUAUUUGUUAUAUUACGACUAAGCAGCAAGUUGCACCUGUGACGUUAGUAGAAUAGUGGCACCCUCAUCAGUUCUGCUCGUUUCCAACCCCCCACUAAUUUGCACUGCUCUUUGCAGACUGCAUUGUUCAUUGCUGAUAUGAGCUGACUGCCUUGGUGUUCCUAAAUUCGUGCAUUGUCCGUAGAUCUCACACAGAAUUUCUUUGGUGUUUUUUUUUUUUCGAUUACAACCUCGCAGUAAUUUACCAUGCAUGCCAGAUCUGACCCUAUGUUUCAUUGAUUUACUGUGACAUGCGAUGGCCAUUCUGUGCCUCCCUGAGGUUAGUGCCACAAUUGUGGCAGCUUAUCAAAAUGAGAGUUACAGGGCUAACACAGUGCAGGCAAAAGUCCACUAAUGCUUCUGCUAUGGAAGUGUCAGUCCAGUUUAAUGUAAUUGGCUUGUAAACCUAGGUGACUGAAGCUAUAGGGCAAUGAAAAAAGUGAUACGAAAAGGGGAAAAAAUCAGUUUAGUCGAGUUAGCCAUGCCUUUUAAUACCCUUAAAGAUUUUACAUUUAAAUUAGGAAGGGUCACGUUAAGGAAGAUUGUGCAUGCAACAUUCCAUCUAAUCUACCUUAGAUGUAAUGUGAAUACAUAUUAUGGUGAUCAUUUAUUGCAUAAAAAGUUUAAGAAGUCAAACAUUUUGUUUGACAUAUGGAAUUUCCCAUGUUGGGUCUGUCAGUAAAUGCAACGUGAGGUGAGCACUGUGACUCUGGACCACAAGAAGUUGUUGUUCCACUUGCAAUAAAGAAAUGUUCUGCAAGAGCCCUGGAUCGAUCCUGGUUUUAGAUGUUGGAAGACAUUUACAUUAUGAAUCAAAGUUGCUGUUCACUUGACUGGCAACGCAAUUUCCCUGUGCAGUCGUGUUUUUAUCCAUCUGUUGGUUUAAUUUUCACAUCAUGUGUUUUUAAUUUCUUGUUCUCUUACUUCCCACCUUAGUAAUCAAAGCAAUUCUUGUUUUUCUCUCCAUUUUAUGUCAAACAGCUGUUGUUUUUAAAGGCUCUGUAAUAAAGCAGAAAAUUGUUUGCCAUUUUAGUUUCAGCAUUUGUGUUCGUGUUUGGACUCGUCUUUGUUGUCUUGACCUUUUAUUCUAUUUGCAGUUUCACGUCUCUUAUCUUCUCCCAAGCAAGGAGCCUUAAUCUAUUACUGUGAUCAAAAAGCAAGUCAUAUUUACUCUGGUGGCCCCAUGAUUGAAUUUAGCUUUACAAACUGAAAUAGCUUAACAGAUUAAAGGAUCACGAAACCUUAUAAACCUGAGGUAGAAGGAGGCAUCCUAAUUAACAAAAGGCCUUGUGUAAAAAAUAAUUAAAUUUCACUAAGUUAAACAUAUAUAAACAGGUAAUCCUAUAGUAUGUUUUAAAAGUACCUACAGGUAAAACAUUAUCCAGUGCAGUGCAUAACAGAAAGCACAUGUAGAUACUGUAUGUGAUAACACUAAAUAGAGAUCAGAGGAAUAAAUUGUUAAUAAAACAGUAUUUCUCCACUUCAAGUACUUUACGAACACCGAACUCUGGAGAGGAAAUUGAGUUAAAUAUCUUACUCCACCAUCACAGGACUCAAUAUCAAAUAUGUACAAGCUCUUGUCACGAUUCAUUUCAAGCACUUUAUUCAAGCAUGGUGUUGCAUAGCCUUAGAAAUAUCAAGAGUCCUAUAUAACGAUUCAACAUGUCUAUUUUUAAAAAGCCAUGCUGAAAGAAUGAGGAAUAAAAUGUUUAGCGUGAGUGGAGUGUAAUGUGUAGUCGCUCUUACUGCCUGUCUAUAAAAUUUGCAAAAAGCUAUUUGUAGGAAAGUCGAGAUUAGGACUUGUUCCAAUCAGGAGUGUGUCCACCCCUCUGUUGCAGAAUGCUACAUUAUAAUGUGAGCAAAAAUGACAGGUUUUGGAUCACAUUAAAUACUCUGCUGCUGUUCUCGUGUAAAACAGACUAACAGAGCUGCAACAGUAAAAUGUUUAACAAGAACUACUUCAGACAGCAUAGAAAAACCUCAGAAAUACAAAAAGAUUUUUAUUUUUUAGGGAUAAAAAUGUUUCAAUCUUCAAUUAUUUUAAUUAAGCCAGAUAGCAAACAAAUGAUUCUGAUUCUUUUGACAGAAUUAUCUUAACUUCUACUUUUACUUACUCCCGUACUGCAUCUACUUUCUCCUUUGACAGCAUCACACAUCAAGGUACCGUGCAAAAGUCUUGAGCUGUCCCGCAUUUCUUUAUAUUUUACUUACAAGAAUCAGUUCUCACGAGCAAUACUUCUCUCAAGCAGUCAGUAUUUUGUCUACACAUAAUAGACAAUGUAGCAAAUAACCGAUUUAAAAAGUACCUUUAGGCCCUUUGUUCCCAUUUCUUUAGUUGAAUCUAUAAAAAAAGACAUAAAAUAAUAUUUUUGCAUCAACAAGGUGAUUCCUGAAGAGGUAUUAGCCAUAAAAUGGCAUAUCUUGACAUGGUGUGCAGUAUGUUUUUAAAAACUUUGAGGAAACUGAAAAAGAGCAGGACAAAGGGUGUGAGAGAAGUGUGAGGUCAAAAAAAUCUGCAGGAAAUGGACAAUAUCUGAAGGCCAUGUGCUUAAAGAAAUUACUAGAAAGCUUAAUAAGAAAGCCUGUUGACUUUAUAAGCUUGUUAGAAUUACACGCUCUCUGCAUUUAUCUUGUAUGCUAAAUUUAAUUUAUCUUUGCACACAUUUUAAUAAAUAGUUACAUAUAUUUCUCACUUUUCAGCAAAAUAAGAAUAAAAUAGAGUUGGCCAGUAAAGUACAUUUCCCCAACCCUAAACAAUUACAUCAUUAAAUGUUCUGAUUUAAUUAUGUAUAAGCUUUUUUUUUUUUCAGCAAAAUAUUCUGAUGUGGGUUCAAGUAUGAACCUUGUUAAUGUUAUUCGAUCUUUGUUUUCAUGGUUCGAAUAACACGUGAAGUUAUGGAGCAGACAUGGUUAAAACAAACAGUGACUAUCUGUUAGAAACAAGAAAUAAGCAGUGAUAAGUAAUUCAGUGAUCUUACAUAUUUUUCUUACCUCACUUGUGAAAGCUUUUGUGAUUAAUCUCAUCAUCCCUUAUCCAGAGCAUUUUGUAUCUAGAGCACUACAGUACAUAGAGUGUUUGAGCUAUAUAUAGUGUCACUUAUCAUAUGGAAUAAAUUUAUCUGCAUGCCGUGUUGUUUGUCGCAAUGAAUAUUGAGGGCAUAUGAGUUUCAAGUGCACUGUGAUAUCUCUCUUGUUAUCUUGUUUGUGCAGUCUUUGGGGAGUUUUUGGCAGAACUGGGCCACACUUGUGUGGACUGUUCACUUCUCUAAUGACACUGAAGCAAAUGUUAUUUUUGGUUCAGUUUUAAAAACCUGUAGUGCAUUCAAGAGGGACAGAAAUUGUGACUAAUAAGCUCCUAAAAGCAUUAAACUAUCUUUUCCCCCCUGUUUUUGAGGUCAUCUUGAAUGCCUCCUUACACAGCGAGUGUAGCGAGUCGCAUUGAGGUUAAUAAAACAGCUCCUGUUUCUGUGAGAAGUCACAUGACUGAAAACAGUGAAAGUAGGCAACACAUAGGCAGAUUAGAGGUUCUCGGACAGGACCAGUGUUCCAAAGCACCAGAGUUUAUUACUUUGUAUGUAUAACCUUCUCACAAAGGUAGAGCGAAUCCCUGGGAAUUUUUACAACUGCUGGCAUGGGUUGUUAUUAGAUUUGGUUACUUUAACAAGUCAGGCGCAAUGAAUUUACAUUUCAAAACAGUAUGUCUGUGAGUACACACUGAAAAUGAGUCAAAUGAAUAUUGACUUCAUAUUGCUCCUCCAAUUUCUGGUUUUAAGCUGGUUCAAAGCUACAAUAGGUGGAUUGGUUUUAUUAUGUUGUAAAUAAGGUGACAGAUUGCAGGGCCAAUACUAAAAAAUAUAGGAUUUUAACUGUGUCUUAGUGAUAAAAGAACUUUAUUAUAAUGCCUAUUAUAUGCCCCAUUGUUAUUCACAGUGUUUUGGGAACAGGUGUAUUAAUGUGGAAUGUUAUGACAUAAGAUAACAUUAUACCAUAUAUAUUUAUCACCUAUAACCCCACCCCCCACCCCACUGCCACAGUGUCAUCAUAAACUUUCUUUGGUUACUCCCUAGUGGUUAAAAAAUAUUCUCUCUCUAGAGUCAAGUUUAAAGUUUUAAAUGAAACUUAAUUACAUGCAAAGUUGGGCCUGAUGACAGAUCAGAGAAUAGAAGCACUGUCUACUUGCUGACAUACACAGACUUUCCAGCAGUCUGGGAUGAUAUUAGUCCAACAGUGCAUUUUGUUUUACUUACACAGCUUUGCCUUUAUUUAAAAUUAAGAUGGAAAUGCCUAAAGGGUAUUCAUUGCAUUCUGAAGCAGUAAAGGAUCUAAAGGACUAGAAAGUGAAAGAAAAGAAUACAAAUAGAAUAGUUACUGUUAAAAAUAGAUUAGGACUGUUUUCUUCUUCACUAUCCACAUUUUCUUCUAGAAUGAGAUAAAGAUGAAGGAGAAACUGUAUUACUCUGGCUUUACAUCAGUAGAAAUAGCCUGGAAUAAUCUAAAUCCUCUUCCUAAGGUGAUUUUUUGUUGUUGUUGUUGUCUGUUCUUUAAGAUUAUGGCAUUCUUGUAGUGUCUUGUCUUAUAUCGCUAGCUAGUCAGAUAUUCUGAUCUUAGAAGCUUAAGAAAAAUCAAAGCUUGAAUGGGAGAUGAGGAAGAAUAGCACUGGGUGAGUAAGUGAUAAUGUGACCAGUUGAAGGAGGUGACAAAAACUUUGCAGCAGUCUAUGAAAGAUACAUGAGCCAAGCUCCCAUGAGCCUCCAGUCCACGUUAAGAGGAACGUGUGAGUCCAGUGCCUUUGAGAGUCACCUUUCUCAAAACUUGCACAAAGCUAUAUAUACAAAACUUAAAACUUGAGCAGAGAUGUGCUCUUACUGUAGGCAGUGUUUAAAGUUCGGAGAGUAAACUGAGUAAACUGGACCUGAAUAGACCUGAACUAUCAGUUCUCUCUACUUAUAUAAGACUUGUUACAGUCACAAAUGCUUAUUUUAAGCAUUGUCCUAACCAAAAUAUCUAUUCUGAUGUGGCUCUACUUUUUUUUAAAUUUUAAUUUGUUUUUAGCUCACUGCUGUAUUUUCAAAUACGGAAGUAAUUCAAGCAUAGUGUUUAUGCUCAUAUUUCCUCCACAUAAAGGUUGUACACUCCACCUCUAGUCAUUUAGUCUCUCUCCUCAUAGCGCCAGCUAUCCCUACGCAGCUAUCCAAAACUUCAGCUCCUUCCACAGAAUUUGUAUAUGAUUGAUAUCUGGAGAUUGGCUACGCCACUCCAUAAUGUGCAUCUUCUUUAGCUGCUCUUUUGUUGCUUUGGCAGUAUGUUUUGGGUCUGUCUUGCUGUACGACCCAUCCAUGACACACUUUCAGUGUUCUGGCCGAAGGAACAAGGCCCCUGUCCAAGUUUUUAUGGUAUGUGGCUGCGCCCUUUGGCGCUUUGAUGUGCUGUGCUUCUACCUCCAUGGUUGACUGUGGCAAUGGUGUUCUGAUAUAUCACCUUUCUCAUGGUUAUGCUCACACCAUGAGGGAGCUCCAGCCCGAGGGCAUUUCAUAUUUUAUCCAUUUCCAGAUAACCACACUUAAAAGUGACCUUUUCAAAGCUUCUUCUGAUGGUCAUGUAGCCCAUUUAGUUUGUGUGCAGGUAUACUUAGAGACUUAGAGACUUAGAGAGACUUAGAGCUUUUUAUUGUCAUUGUGCAGUUUCUUGCACAGCGAAAUUGGGUAGCUGAACCACAAAGGUGCUAAAGUAAGAAGAAGAGAAACCAAUAUACAACGAAGGCGGAAAAUAAAUAAAUAAUUAAAUAAAUAAGAAUAAAUAAUAAAAAACAGUGUAUAUGUAUACAUAUGUGAGUGGAACUAUAUACAUGGUGUAUGUGUAGGAAACAUUGAAACAGACUGGGACCAAAAUAAUUGCACAUGAGCCAAAAAUAUUGCACAGAACAUGGAAAGACUGAGAUAUUGCACAUAGAUGAUCAACAGCAGUGUCAGGGUGGAUGUGUUGGGGAAGUCUUUACACACUCUUAGUUUGCAUUAAGAGUUCUGACAGCCCACGGGAAGAAGCUGUUCUUUAGUCUG